Caenorhabditis sp. 36 PRJEB53466 is the source of this 9931-nucleotide messenger RNA. The record is from the annotation of a GenBank genome assembly. NCBI's taxonomy places the organism in Eukaryota, Metazoa, Nematoda, Chromadorea, Rhabditida, Rhabditidae.
AUGCCGAAAGUGAUCAAAGAAGUGAAUAUAUCAGUUAUUGGAAUCAGUGGAGUCGAAGACAUCAAAGGUCCUCGAGGUGCGGGCAAAUCGUUGCUGUGUAAUCGUUUCGUUCGACCUGCAGCUGACGAAUUUCACAGUGAACAUUGCUCUGUGCUCUCUCAGGUCUGCAAAAAAAAAAGCUGAAUUGAUUUGGUGAGGUGAUUCACGAUCGGUCUAUUGAGAACGUGGACCUGUGAUAGGCCUAUAAUAUGCCUAUCACGAAGAAAAAAUUCGCCGAUGGACGCAUUGUAGGCAGUGGGGCGCACCGUUCGCGAUGGGCCUAUGAUGGACCUGUAAUAGACCCAUCGCGAAAACCGAAUUCGAAAUUUUCGCCAAAUUUUCGCCGUGCACGGAUUUUGUUCAGAAUUUUCAUAUUUUUAACGUGUUUACUAUCAUUUUAACAGCGUUUAUUGUAUUUCCAGUUGCCUAAUUUAGGUUUUCAUUUGUUUCAGUAUUAUUUUUUGGUGUUCUGUACAUAGGUUUCUCUUUUUGCGUUAAGUCUAUGCGGUAUGCGGCAUACCGUAUGCCUCGAUCAUUGUUGAAUCAUUUUGCUCAAUUACAAAACUCAGAAGUGCGGUGUACUGCAAACUACUUUUCAGUCAAAAUGGCACUGAAAUACUUACUUGUGAAAAGAUAGCUAUUUAGUGGAAAGUGUCCGAAAAGUGUGGUGGCAAAGUUCGCACGCGUCCAAAAAUAUUACUUAAUGAGAAGUUUAGCUGUCUUCUUUUCAGCCGAUUAUCUUUUUGGAGCCGUCGCGAUUUUGGAGUCGGCGGAGGACACGAGAGUGACGAGUACGACGAUGGCGCCGGACGCGGAGGAGUGGAUCAGGAAAAUAAUGAUGUCGUCGACUGUCGACUAACUCAGCCUGUUUUUUAAUUAAAAAUGUUUUCCCCGCCCCUAAAUUGUUUUUAUUUUCUUUUUUCUUUUCCUCUUCUUCUACUUUACCUGUAACCCAGCAUUUUCAUCUUGUACUAUUCAUCGCUAUUGCCUCCUCGUUGUUUGCGUACUCAAGCCUAAUUUUAGACAUUUUGGCUUGAGUCUGCAAACACCGAGGGCAAUAGCGAUGAAUUGAGUUUAUAAUCAUAAUCUCGAUAUCGAACGUUCGCGAUUGGUCCACAAUGGGCGUUCGCGAUAGGUCUAUAAUGCGUGAAAAUUUUCGUGAUCGGCCUAUAAUGUUCCUAUUCAAGGACCUGCUCCGAGUUCUCUUUAGACACAUCCGCGAAUUUGUAAUAGACCGAUCUCGAAUCACCUGAAUUCAGCUGAAUAGUAAGCUUUUGUUCAGAACGAUUUUUUUGGAAGUCCUGUUAUAAACGGAGAUCAUUGGCUGUAUUGGGGAGAUCGGAUAAUAGAGUUGUCAUUUGACGCAUGCGUCCGCGUAAGAGUUCUAGAACAAACCGGUACUCCAUUGAAUUGAUAUGAACAAAAGAACGAAAGAAUUUGAGAAUUUCUGGAUGACGAGUCAUUCGAGCCCCUGGCUAAAACAUCAACUUCUGAAAAUUAUUAUCAAAGAUGUUGUCGGAUAAAUCUGAACAGUCGUGAUAAACUGAUGUAUAUACAGAAGGUGAGAUCUUUUCAAAAAACGAUUCCAUUUCAAUUACCUUAGGAACAACUCGGCGCGGAAAGUACAUUUCCUCAGCAGCAGCUGAGAGACGGAAAAAUUAAUGUGGACGGAUUUAUAAUAGUUUGUGAUGUGAGCAAAAACUACGAAUCUCAGUUGAACCAAGUGUUGACAAUUGUCGAAGAAAUUGCAAAAGCAAGGAAGCCGACUGUAGUCACUUUUACGAAGUGCGAUAAAGCAGUGGAAAGAACGAAACAAUUGCUUCUCACUUUAUUUUUGUCAACCAAAGGACUUCGACAUGUUCACAUGCCACCUAUAGAAACAUCGUCUGUGGAAAACGUCAAUGUUGACAUUUUAUUCCGAUCUCUUUGUGAACUGUGUCUUGGAUCUUGUUUCACUCAUCAUUUUAAUUAUCAUAAAGCAUCGUCUUUAGUGCAACAGCAAAACUUAAGAGUGAAGUAAGAUUCCACAUUUUCUUCGAAUAAUAAUAAUUCUCAGAAAUAUGUAUACGCAAAUGUUAUCUCAAGCGAUACCAGGAUGGUGUUGGGCAGGUAAAAGUUCAAUAUGGAAACGCAUUGUCGCCGAAAUAGACCGGAAUCCAGAUUUCAAAAACUUUGUAUUUGUUUUUGGAAGUAGAGCUGCGUCAUUGAGUUACGAAAGACAUAUAGAAGAAGUCGAGAAAUGCUGGACUCCUAACAGGUUUGUAGUCGCAAAAGUCUGUCAACCGCGCUCUACCGAAUUCCACGUGAAUUCAGUGCUAAAUUGAAAAAGUUCGCGGUCGCGGCCGGGUUUUCACGUGGGAUUGCGGUAAAGCGACAUUGCCAGACUUCUGCUGCGCUAAUAAUAAAAACAAUCUGUUAUCUUAGACUGGGACCUCUCUUGAUUCGUCUGGUCACAGCAUUUAGAGCUCUUUUCAAUGUUGACAGUAUACCAGAGUUUCAUUGGAAAUAUGCGAGAGAAGCCAUAGGAGCACAUUCACUUUAUACCCGUUUCUUCGAUAAACCAGGUAGCUUCCUUUGACUUUUCCCAACUCAGAAAAAAAACUGAGUAUGUUUCAGAUUAUAAUUCAAACAUAAUGAACAUGGAACUUCCGGAAAAGAAAAGAAUUCCAGCGGACAUCUUACUACUACCAGAAGCCAAAAAUGUUUUCUACAAGUUUAGAGUGAGUAAGUUUUCAUUUCUGUAAUUAUUCAGACAGGAUGUACUCAUCGCGACCCGGUGGUUUGACUUUCGAGAGAUCGAUUGUAGUCUUCGGAAUCCCAUGUGAAGUUAGAUCUGUAUAGUCUCAUAAAUGCAAGAGAGCAGGAUUGUUUGUUGUACUGAUGCGAGUGUAGUACUUGAGAGAGUGAAUGAGCACAAACGAUGUUUGCAUCUCCUACUGUUAGCCAUUAUUUUUUUUUUAAUGACAACCCUCAAUUCCACACAGUUUUAAUCUAACAGUGCACAGUUUAAAUAUCACCAUAAUUCUAAUUUAAUAAAAGACUUGAAGGGUAUGUCCGUCUGUUUCUUUGUUUGUUCACAAGGCUUUCUAAAACUGGGCCCGAAGCGCUGUCCUAGCUAACGCUCGGAAGUGGAUUGGCCGCUUGUCUGUUUCUCAUAAGUGUCUGAAAGUUCACAUGUUCAUUUCGUAAUUUUUUCUACUUCUUUUUCAGAAAUGAGAUGAUUUCAGAAAUGAACGUGGGGACUGACAAACAGAAAUAUAAACAGACGAACAUACCCCCCAAAAAAAAACUUUGGCCAUUUCAUAUAUUUUUGUGUGUUGUUUUCCAAUCAGCCGAGAUAUAAAACCUCGACCGCUGGCCGAGUCUAGCGGAGCGGGAUUUUCAUAUUUUGCAGGGCUAAUGAUUGAAAUCUUUUUGUGAUUUACAGUCCUUUGUGGAUGUGACUCGAGAGCUCGAAUCCUCAAGACCUUGGAGUGGUCUUUGUGCGGAUCUCUUUAAAAACAUGAGUAAGAACCAUUCUGGUGAAAACAAGGACCCUAGGUCAGUGACACACUUAAUACCGAACUUAUGAAAAUGUUCUGACUACGUGCUCUGGCCAGAUCUGGGAACUCGAUCGCAAUCUAAUACGAACUCGUUUGAAAUAGAAUUUUCUUCAAUUUGAUUGCAAAAUCUUCUAAUUAGAUUACAAUCAUUGCAAUAUUUCUAAUUAGAUUGCAAUGUUUUCUUAUUAGAUUGCAAUUCAGGAAAAAUAUAUUGUAAUCUAAUACGAUUUUACUGGAACCUCAAUUAAAUCUGAUUAGAUUGCGAAAUAGGGUUUUUUCUUAUUAGAUUGCAAACUCUUCUAAUUAGAUUACAAUCGAGUUUCCAGAGAAUUAAAUCUGAUUAGAUUGCGAAAUAAAGCUUUUUCUUAUUAGACUGCAAACUCUUCUAAUGGGGUUAUUCCGCGAUGUAAAGAAAAAACGAAAAAAAAACGGAAAACAAACGCUGAAUAGCCCCAUAAUUAGAUUGCAAUCGAGUUUCCAGAGUGCUCGCAAUCUAAUCAGAUUUAAUUGAAGUUCCAGUAAAAUCGUAUUAGAUUACAAUAUAUUUUUCCUGAAUUGCAAUCUAAUAAUAAAAAAUUGCAAUCUAAUUAGAAAACAUUGCAAUCUAAUUAGAAAAAUUGCAGUGAUUGCAAUCUAAUUAGAAGAUUUUGCAAUCUAAUCUAAGCAAAUUCUAUUUCAAGCGAGUUCGUAUUAGAUUGCAAACUCUUCUAAUUAGAAACUCGAUUGCAACUGGAAACUCGAUUGCAAUCUAAUUAGAAGAGUUUGCAAUCUAAUAAGAAAAAGCUCUAUUUCGCAAUCUAAUCAGAUUUAAUUGAAGUUCCAGUAAAAUCGUAUUAGAUUACAAUAUAUUUUUCCUGAAUUGCAAUCUAAUAAGAAAAAAUUGCAAUCUAAUUAGAAAACAUUGCAAUCUAAUUAGAAAAAAUUGCAGUGAUUGUAAUCUAAUUAGAAGAUUUUGCAAUCUAAUUGAAGCGAAUUCUAUUUCAAACGAGUUCGUAUUAGAUUGCAAUUUUUUCUUCUAAGUUUUCUAAUUAGAUUGCGAUCGAGUUCCCAGAGAAUGUCGCGACAUGGCCUAGAAAACAUCGCGUGUAGUCCGCGAGGAGAAUAAAUUAUCAUCAUUUUUCGAAACAUUUUUUCUGUGUUUCAUUCACGUCUAUCCAUAGUCACCACAAAAUGUCUUCCCCAACAAAAGCACUGCUGAUUUACAGCGACGUUGUUGCUUGCGAGAGACUAUCUUUAAGAGAAACUGUAUUUCUACUUGAUUCUUUAAUUUCUGAAGGCAAUAUCUAUACACAACCCGAUAAAAUGUGAGUGUCUUUAAGAGAGAUUCCAAUGAACAAAGUUCUCUCUCCAGAAAAAUUACAUCUGUUUUAUCACAGUGCUCCUUCAAAUUGCAACAAGCGGGGGCUCCACUAGCAACUCCCGAGUCUAUCGACUUUUUGCCCGACUACUCAGUAGUGAAGGUGAAAAAUACUUAAGUAGAAAUCAACGUGAGAAUCGCCUUUACAAUUAGGAUGCAGUUGAAGAUCAUGUAACAAGCUACGAGGACCUUUCUCAAGAAAAACGAAACUAUGGUGAGGAGCAGUUGACAGAUGAAAUGAACUUCAUUAAUUCGCAGGAGAUACAACCAAGUAUCAUCACAAUACCUAAUUUGAAAAAAAAUAGUUUUUCAGAUGCAUCGCGUCAUACACAAAAUCCUUCUGCGUCGCCCUCCGCUGACUCAGUUAACCGAUUGCACAGGACUACAAAUUUGUUUUCUGUUUAUCCACAAAUGAGUGAAAUGAGAUCUUCACUGUCAACUGAAUUCCUGACAGAUUUAUCUAUGAAAGAAGCUUCCGUCAAAAAUGACAACCGAUUCGUAAGGAGAGUAACUACGUCGUUCCGACUACGGAAAAGUCUAGCCGAUUCAACAAUUGGAGAUAAAGAAGAGAAAUUUACCAUAAAGACACCAUCGGAAUCAAUUUUAUCUUUCAUAGAGAAGCUAGCUACAAGGUCUACACAAUGUUCUCCUCGAGCUAUUCGGAAAACUAGAACGCCUUCAUCAUUCAGUGACUUGAUUGGGGUUUUUCAAGAUCUUAAUAUGCUUUCAUUUCAGAUGAUACGUCAGAAAAAAUCUCGAACGUCUUCAAUUGGUUGCCAUCAAAAACUACAAAAAAAAUUAUCCAGAGGAAAAGUUUCAUCCAUGAUGUAAUGAUUUGAAAAACAACCAAAAAUUUUAAUUACGAAUUACAGUUGAGCAACUACUCUUCAUCUUCAGGUUUUCAAAAAAAAGUAUCCCGUAAUCAAACUUUGGAUAUACUCAGCGCUGAAUCUGCUAAUGGGAUCCCGAAUUAUGUCGAGCUUUGUAUUCAGUUUAUAGAACAAGUAAGCGCGAAAUAUGAAAAUCAAGACUCUAAGGCCGUGUUCAAAGUUUAAACAAUGUACACAUUGCAAUGUGUGAAGUCUGUUGGAUUUUGCAACUCAAAAAUUGCUGAAAUUUGACAGAGAACCGCUCGGCAUUUGCAGGCUAAGUUUAAGCACAUCAUAAACAACUUUUAAUUAGAAAUUGCUAAAACUUUGUUGACACUGUUCUUAAACGUUGCUGAUAACUGCUGCGAAAUGCCGAGCGGACAGCUGAACGAAUGAUACCGUACACCAUUGCGCUACGGUAUUUUUUGAAAAUAUUUACAUUUUGGGGGGUGCGACUUCGAAAGUGGCUAAUUCUCGGAAUAGUAGUGUUUCGAAAUAGAGCGUGUUUCGAAAUAAAUAAAACUGUUCCGAAUAUUUAACAAAACUCAACGAGAAAUUAUCAAACAGAUCUCACAAAUUUUUUAGAUUUGAACACGGCAUAAAGAAAUGAGCACAAUUUUUUAUGAGACCCGAGUGAUACAAACCCUAUUUUUGGGGAACCCAGAAAUGUUUCAUCGGAUCGGGACCAUUUUUUGCACGUUUUUGAAAUUUUAUACGAUCCGGAACUCGAAAUUGAACCCAUUCCAACACCAAACGUAUCGUUUUUGUUUCAGAAUGGUGGUUUCGAACAAGAGGGCAUUUAUCGCAUUCCUGGGAAUCAAGCUCAUCUGAAUGAACUAGAGAAAAACUAUUUUUUGACAGUACAGCUAAUUUUCUUUCAAACAAUUGUGGCAACCCUCUCUCCGCUAGACUCGGCCAGCGGCCGCUGUGGAAAACUUCGGCAUUUAAUUCCGAGGGUACAACAAUUUUGGGGCACAACAGGGUACAACCUAUUUUGGGGUACAACUUUUUUAAUUUUGGGGUACAACAACAUGAUUUUAGGGUACAACACUUUUUUUCCUCAUUUUUUUUGUAUUUUCUUGCAUUUUACUACAAACCCAUAUUCUUUUUAUAUCAAUAUUUCGCUGAUUUUUUUAUUUCAAUGACUCAUCUCUUGUAAGAGAACCAGUCUUUCGACUCGUGCUUUCUGCGGCAGUUCACACAUUUUGUUUUCACCAAAUCGUGAGGUUAUUCAAAACCUUUUAUUGCAAAAAAGCAUAUGACAGUAACAAGUUGAGCACAAAUGAACGGAUCUGAAAUAACGAGUAGUUAAUCUACUUGUUUGAAGUUUACGUUUAAAAUAAACUGAGCUGUUCACUUGCAAAAAUUAAACGAAUUGCAACAAGAAUAGCUCGGACUGUUAUGUUUUCCUUUUGCAGGACUACCCGCACGAGAAAGGCAGAAAGAUCUUACAGUCCGAUAUAUUAGAGAGUAGAAUAACAAUUAGAACAGUUUACAUAGAAGAUCAUUUUGUUACUUACAUUUCACUGUUUGUUUUGUCUGUUGUUUUCACUUUGUCUGUUGUUUUCUUGCAGUGCACCACAAAAUAUGCUCCCAAGGGAAGCCUUGACCCUAUUCUCAUAAACCCGCCUUAUUAAUAGAGCUAUUUAAAACCUAGAUUAACUACUCUUUAUUUCAGAUCCGUUCAUUUGUGCUCAACUUGUUACUGUCAUAUGCUUUUUUGCAAUAAAAGGUUUUGAAUAACCUCACGAUUUGGUGAAAACAAAAUGUGUGAACUGCCGCAGAAAGCACGAGUCGAAAGACUGGUUCUCUUACAAGAGAUGAGUCAUUGAAAUAAAAAAAAUCAGCGAAAUAUUGAUAUAAAAAGAAUAUGGGUUUGUAGUAAAAUGCAAGAAAAUACAAAAAAUGAGAAAAAAAAGUGUUGUACCCUAAAAUCAUGUUGUUGUGCCCCAAAAUUGUAAGAAGUUGUGCCCUGAAAUUAUGUGCUAGUUGUGCCCUAAAAGUGUUGUACCCUAAAAUACUUGACAGAAAUUAUUCCCUAAAAUCGGGGAAGUUGUACCCCAAAAUUAAAAAAGUUGUACCCCAAAAUUAAAAAAGUUGUACCCCAAAAUAGGUUGUACCCUGUUGUGCCCCAAAAUUGUUGUACCCUCGGAAUUAAAUGCCAAAACUUCGGUCGCGUUUUGUUCAAUGGCUGUAGCGCGGUGAACAUUUUUGAACAUAAUUAGAAUUUUCUGCUCGAAUUUUGUCAUUUCGUAGAGACUCAUUUGCAUGCUUUGGGGGUACAAUAUCCAUAACGGAGCGGUACAAAUGCGGUCGAGCAUGUUCACAAACGUUAAUGGGGCUAUUCAGCGUAUGUUUGUUUCUUUUUUCGUUUUUUUGCAUCGCUGAAUUGGGUUUUUUGACGUAAAAAAACGGAAAACAAUCAUUUUUUCACAGCCUGAAUAACCCCAUAAGAUCUCGGCUGCUGACCGACUCUGGGAACUCGAUCGCAAUCUAAUUAGAACACUUUGCAAUCUAAUACGAACUCGUUUGAAAUAGAAUUUGCUUCAAUUAGAUUGCAAAAUCUUCUAAUUAGAUUACAAUCACUGCAAUUUUUCUAAUUAGAUUGCAAUGUUUUCUAAUUAGAUUGCAAUUUUUUCUUAUUAGAUUGCAAUUCAGGAAAAAUAUAUUGUAAUCUAAUACGAUUUUACUGGAACUUCAAUUAAAUCUGAUUAGAUUGCGAAAUAUAGCUUUUUCUUAUUAGAUUGCAAACUCUUCUAAUUAGAUUGCAAUCGAGUUUCCAGAGGAGUCUAGCGGAGCAGGAUUCUCAGGCAAAUCGUUUCUAAUAUUAUAGGGGCACCGCGCAGAAAUGGCGCUCUGUUGAGAAACUCCUUUUGCAGUGCAAAUUGAGCGACCUCGGGGCCGAGUUCGAAAAGUUAGGCCACAUUUUCAGUGGAAAAUUACUUCGCGGCCUAGAAAUUCGGCCAGAUUGCGAACAGCGCACCCUUUCUGUCCGGUGCCCCUAUAAUAUAACUAGCUAAGUCUCGUUUCUAACCGGACCUAGUUAGAUUGCUACCGAUUUCUAAAUCUAGCUAGCAGAAUCUAAGCAUAAUCUAGCUAGGUUUGCCCGAAAUUUAAAUCUACUUAGAUAAUUUUGAAUCUAAUGUCAGUAUUUUUGCAAUCUAAUUAGCUUUGCCAAUCUAAUUAGAAAAUUUAUCAGUCCAGUUAGAAGGAUUUGCAAUCUAAUCGCAGUAAAUUAGCAAUCUAUUAUAGAGGCACCGAACAGAAAUGGCGCUCUGUUGAGAAACUCUUUUUGCAGUGCAAAUUGAGCGACCUCGGGGCCGAGUUUGAAAAGUUAGGCCACGUUUUCAGUGGAAAAUUACUUCGCGGCCUAGAAAUUCGGCCAGAUUGCGAACAGCGCACCCUUUCUGUCCGGUGCCCCUAUAAUAAUUAGGUCCGGUUAGAAACGCGAAUUAGCUAGCUAGAUUACAAACGAUUUAGCUGAGUUACCACAAUUAUGCGGAGCUAAUAGGGAUCUAUUUAAAGGGACAUUUCGACGUUUCUUCAUUCGACGCACCAGUGCAUGUUGUCACAACAGCUCUGAAAAACUUUUUAUCCGGUCUUCCUGAACCACUGAUACCUAUCGAGCAUCAUUCUCGUUUCAAAGAACUCAAAAUAUUUAAUGAUAGCACAAAAGUAACUUUAGUUAAUACAAAUCGUAAAGUAAGCCACAAAUUACAGAAUGUGAAAAGCGUCAAAACUUCUAUAAGUCAACUACCACAAGUUAACCGAACUGUACUACGCUACAUUAUUUUACAUUUACAAAAAGUUGCUUGCUCAACGAAAACUUUUAUGAACUCGAACAAUUUGGCAAAAGUAUGGUCUCCAACUAUUUUUAGGUAAGACUGUUGAGUGCUUCCAAUGCGCAAUUGCUAUUUCUUAAUAGAGCGCGUUUGCAUCAUUUAGCGGCUCGGAAUUUAUUUUUGAACUGGAAAUCGUUCUCAGAUGUUCACCGUGAACUUCAAGAUCAGUAUGUUUCCAGGCCGAUUUUUUGCACAUACGAGGAACUAUCGUCUGGAAUGCCAGUUUUCCACACAACUCUCGAAAUACUGAUAAAUAACGCGUGCUUAAUAUUCGAAGAAUAG